Molecule: messenger RNA, 502 nt
Organism: Glossina fuscipes
Lineage: Eukaryota; Metazoa; Arthropoda; Insecta; Diptera; Glossinidae
Gene: kud
Product: transmembrane protein 258
Exons: 1
Coding region: 66-308 (80 amino acids)
Biological process (GO): protein N-linked glycosylation
Cellular component (GO): membrane-bounded organelle
Source: RefSeq, a predicted model, not a curated record
CGGAAAGUGAGUGAAGUGGUCUUAAAUAAUAUUGUAUAAAUUUUCAAUUCAUCCUUACUCAAAAAAUGAAAGUUGAAAUGCGAAGAUACGUGUCACCAAUUAAUCCAGCCAUCUUUCCUCAUUUGGCAACUGUGCUGCUAAUAAUCGGCACUUUUUUUACUGCCUGGUAUUUUAUAUAUAUGGUUUCACGUCCGAAGAACUCUAAAGAAAAAACUUUGUUUAAAGAACUAUUAAUUAGUUUUUGUGCGUCAGUAUUUUUGGGUUUUGGCGUAAUGUUCUUGAUGUUGGCCGUCGGCAUUUACAUAUAAAAAUCGAAAGGAGAGAAUUCGAAAAGAAAAACACCAUACGGAUGACAUAUAAGCAUGGCUUUUAGUUUUUUAAUGCAUAUAUAUUUCAUGAUUUGUACUAACAUAAAGCAUUAAAUAUAAAUCUCUUAACAUGUAAACUUUUUAAACUGUAUACAUUAGAUUGAGAAUCCAAUCGCGAAAAUAGUAGUUGAUUA